Messenger RNA from Parnassius apollo (apollo), 318 nucleotides. Lineage: Eukaryota; Metazoa; Arthropoda; Insecta; Lepidoptera; Papilionidae. The record is from the annotation of a GenBank genome assembly.
UUGGACUUUGAAACCCAAGAGUCCUUCCGCAAGACCAGUGACAUACUCAGAGCUGUGACGAACUUAGACAAGCGCAUAGUUGUGAUCCAGUCUAACUUGAGUCAGCAGAAGCAAGAAGGUGCAGAAAACAUCUUAUCUCACCUAAGAGUGGACCUUACUGGAGUAAAAUCUAGUGUGGAAACACUCAAACUUCAAUUGGAUGAAAUGCGCAGAGUCAUCGAAAAGUCCGAAAAUAACACCAAGGAGGUUCUGGAGACCGGCCAAAACCCUGUUACGCCUGGAGUCACCACCAUCCCACCCCUCACAGGAAAUAAAUAA